UUGCAUCGCCUCAGGCCUGAUGUAUUUGAACGUUUUUAAAGAGAAUCCUAUUUGUGAGGACAUUAAAAUGUAUGUUUUCAUCAGUAGGAAUCUUUAAAACACAUAUUUUAAUUUGUCUUCUAACUAGCAAAGAAUAUAUUUUACUAACAUUAYCAUUUCUUUUGUUUCCACGAAAGUAAUCACAUGUGUUUGAUAUUAUGGUACAACGGCCUGCCAUACAGGAGGAGGGCGGGGUUUGAGGAGAGGAUGGAGAGAGGAUGGAGAGAAGAGACCCGGAUGCUGAUGCGAAUGGGCCGAAGGAAGGAAGAGAAGAGAAAAUAUCGAUUUACGGCAAGAAAACGGAGAGUAUCGUCCAAGGGGCCUGUUUUUUUUUCUUGCGUGAACCGUAAUCAGAAGUGAGGAGGAGGCAGCUGGAAGUCGUGCGGGCUGAUUUGUGCUGUUUUUACCCGUGUGUAAAUCCGCCGAUGACGGAGGAGGACACGCCAAAGGAGAGAGAAGAAGAUGCUGUGAUCCGCUACUUGCAGUGAUGUAGGGAGGCAGAGACUGGCAGAGGCAGGGAGGGGGUGGACUACACUACGCUUAAAAAAAAAAGAUGGUUGUUUGGCCAGGAAUGCGCGUUUCACCCCGAAAUACCGUGAGAAUGUGGCCGUUUGAUAACACCGACCAUUUGGCGAUGCCCGGAAACUUCCCGCGGCGUCGGUCAUUUUGACAGGCGCGAGGCGGCCGCUGGUCGAGGCGUCGAUAGCUAAAGCGAGCCUCGCUGCUGUGUGGGAGAGCGGCGGCGGUGCUAAAAUAACAUGUUACAUCUGUAAAAACAGGCCUAACAGGGAAAAUAGCGUUGAUUUCAUCUUCAGGGCGAAYAUUUAGUAGACGUUUUGUUUUACGCAAACAGCGAAUAGCUGAAAGCACUGCAGCAAAAUGAGGUGAAACUAGCUGUUUUGGCUAUGCGUUUUCUAGUUAGCGUCGUUAACCUGGCUAGAUGCAAGUACACACAGAUAAGCUAAUGUACAUAAGUGAAACUAUUUAGUUUUAUUUUGUGGGGCUUAAAGCAGCCAACUGUCAUCUCGGCCUCUCUUCCCUGUUACUUGCUAUUCUGUUAACUAUCAACGCCAUGCUAAUCGUGGUUCAGAACACGACAUAUUUAGCUCGAAUUAGAUGAGCAGGCUUCAUUUUUUUAAACCACUUUGUCAUGUUUCACUCGGACUAGCAGCGUUAUUCUUGUAAAACAAGCUGUCUGUUCAAGUUUAAGUCCCACAACUCCUGUAUAAGCUGUACAAUAUCACAAUAAUUGCAAAAAAAAAAAAAAAAAAAAACAGUGCAGUGUUAGUUAUAGCUGUGUAUUAGUGUUGAGUAGGAGCAGUAUGAGUAAGGAACUGUCUCUGAGUCAGUCUGCUCAAUAUGUUGGGCCCUAUCGACUGGAAAAGACUCUGGGGAAAGGGCAGACAGGACUGGUCAAACUUGGGGUCCACUGUAUCACGGGUCAGAAGGUAGCCAUCAAAAUAGUCAACAGAGAGAAGCUGUCUGAGUCAGUCCUGAUGAAGGUUGAGAGAGAGAUUGCCAUUCUGAAACUGAUUGAGCAUCCGCAUGUGUUGAAGCUGCAUGAUGUUUAUGAGAAUAACAAAUACCUGUACCUGGUGUUGGAGCAUGUGUCCGGGGGAGAGCUCUUUGACUAUCUGGUGAAGAAGGGUCGGCUAACUCCGAAGGAGGCCAGGAAGUUCUUCCGGCAGAUCAUCUCUGCUUUGGAUUUCUGCCACAGUCAUUCCAUCUGUCACAGAGACCUGAAGCCAGAGAACUUGCUUCUGGAUGAAAAGAACAACAUUCGCAUUGCUGAUUUUGGCAUGGCCUCCCUACAAGUGGGGGACAGUCUGUUGGAGACCAGCUGUGGGUCACCUCAUUAUGCCUGCCCUGAAGUUAUUCGGGGGGAGAAAUAUGAUGGGAGGAGAGCAGAUGUGUGGAGCUGUGGGGUCAUUCUUUUUGCCCUACUGGUGGGCGCCCUGCCUUUUGACCAUGACAAUUUACGCCAGCUCCUGGAGAAGGUGAAGAGUGGCGUGUUCCACAUGCCUCACUUCAUCCCCCCGGACUGCCAAUCACUGCUCAAAGGCAUGAUUGAGGUCAACCCAGAGAAGAGGCUCUCGCUAGAGACCAUUCAGAAACACUCCUGGUAUCUGGGCGGUCGUAAYGAGCCGUGUCCCGAGCAGCCGCCCCCCAGGCGUGUGUGUGUGAGGCGGAUCAUGUCGCUGACUGAGCUGGACCCAGAUGUGUUGGACAGCAUGCACUCGCUUGGAUGUUUCCGGGACCGAGUCAAGCUCACACGGGAUUUGCAAUGCGAAGAAGAAAACCAGGAGAAGAUGAUCUAUUACUUACUGCUGGACAGGAAGGAGCGCUACCCCAGUUAUGAAGACGAGGACCUGCCUCCGCGCAAUGAUGUGGCGGACCCCCCUCGAAAGCGUGUCGACUCCCCGAUGCUGACGCGCCACGGCCGCUGUCGCCCUGAGAGGAAAAGUCUGGAGGUGCUAAGUGUUACUGAGCAAGGGUCUCCUACACCGCCUCGCAGGGCCUUUGACACCGCUGCACACAGCCAGAGGUCUCGCUCGGUCAGCGGAGCGUCAAGUGGUCUGUCCUCCAGCCCUCUCAGCAGCCCCAGGGUCACCCCCCAGGGCUCUCCGCUGCCCACGCCCAUGGGCACCCCCGUCCACCACCCCCACCACCCCUCCUCCACCCCGCCCUCCUCUUCCUCGUCCUCAUCCUCUUCGCGGGCGGAGGGAGGGGGAGGGGUGGGCUCACUUUCGCUGACCCCGCCCUCAAGCCCAGGAGGGGGUAGCGGUAUGGCGGCGGGCAGCCCCGCCCACUGGAGGACUCGGCUCAACUCGUUCAAGAACAACCUUCUGGGCUCGCCUCGAUUUCAUCGACGUAAAUUACAAGUUCCGACGUCAGAAGACAUGUCCAGUCUAACACCAGAAUCCAGUCCUGAGCUGGCUAAGAAGUCGUGGUUUGGGAAUUUCAUCGGCUUGGAGAAAGAGGAGCAGAUCUUUGUGGUGAUCCGAGACAAACCUCUGAGUUCUGUCAAAGCCGACAUCGUUCACGCUUUCCUGUCAAUCCCGUCUCUCAGCCACAGCGUCCUCUCGCAGACCAGCUUUCGGGCCGAGUACAAGUCCUCCGGCGGUCCCUCCGUCUUCCAGAAGCCCGUCAAGUUCCAGGUGGACAUCGCCUUCUCCGAGGGCGAGAGGGAACGGGACAGGGAGAGGACGGAGAGGGAAGGCAGGAGGGAGACAGGAAUCUACAGCGUGACGUUCACCCUCAUAUCAGGCCCAAGUCGCAGGUUCAGACGAGUCGUGGAAACGAUCCAAGCUCAGCUUCUCAGCUCCCAUGAUCAGCCACURGUGCAAGUCCUGUGUGAUCCCUUCCCAGAUGAGAAGAACAGCCGGCCCCACGGGACCCCCACCCGCCAAAACUCGAGGCGCUCUGAGGGUGGGGGCGACAGGUGCGAGUGGGGUGACCGAGCAGAUGGCGGAGGCAUAGGCGGCAGCGGAGGAGUCCUGCAGCGCAGAGGCUCAGCGAAGGAGAGAACCCGCCUGCUAUCCUCCAACGGAACUCAAUCCCAACCUUAGGAUAGAAAACGAGAACACGCUGCAGGAUGCUUGAGCAACACCAGAACAGAGACAGCGUAGCUCCUUCUCUAAGUAUCCCUGCAAGGCAUGAGAUACUCCUAUUCUUCCUUGACUAAUUUAUUGAAAGUGCUUGACCAUAGCAAAGAUUGAGCCCUUUUCCCUCCAUCCUGCCUUUUUUUUUUGCCAACUUAUCAUCUUGAUCUUUAGGAUCAUUUGAAUUCCUACCCUUAAUUGAGAAAGACAUAUUAAGGACCCUUUAAUCAAGAAAAAAUAUCUAUGUGAAUGAGCAGUUUGGUAACCAUCUGUCAACAACACAGCUUCACAGAUCAAAGUAGGAAUUUUCAAACGYUGAUGUGCAUGCCAGUUAGCAAACUAGCCCGCUAAAGGAUGCUGACACGCUCAGACAGGCUAGUCUGUCAUUUCAUYGUAUUGCAGUUCCUGACACCAAAAACAAGUCGCAGUCUUGUGAUGGUUUUUAAGAAUACUCUUUAAAUUACUUACGGCACUCCUAUCUCUCCUACGCAACAUACAGAUGCUAGUCCACAACGAAAGGAGGAUGACUGCAUCUCAGCAGAAGAAUUCUAACAGUUAGCAACCUGCUACCAUCUGAGUUAGUUUGCAGAGGUUGAACAAAAGAAACUGCAUCCUAAGAUUCCAGCAGCGGCUUCUUCUGGUGAAGAAAGCCAACAAUUAAGCUAAGUGAAUGUGAAAAAGUAUUUUUUUAUUUAGUUUUUUUCUUUUUUUUGUGUGUGUGUGUGUGUUGAUCAGUUUGUUUCUUAAGAUGUCAGUAGCACAGCGAUAUCAGUACGGACAGCAAGUAAAACAACCCCAAGUUGUCGGAGCGUUGCUUGUUGGCAGACAUUCAUCUCAAGUUGAUUUGGUUCUUUUUUAAUUUUAUUUUUUACUCAGAGACAAUAUGAAACAAUGCAGCUGGAGUUAUUUUUGCGUUGGAUUCUCAUUGCUCUGAAGAAGUGUUUUGUUUUGAACAGAAGUGAUUAAGACCACUGUAUAAAAGAAUAAAAAAACAAAACACUAUGCGUGAAUAUCUCCACGAACCUCAUCAGAGUUGUUUGCGUCCAGACAAAGGGAGAGGAGCAUUCCUAACCUUUGGAUCAAACAGAAAGCACCUCUCUUUGCUGAGCUUGUCUCCUGUUUCCAUAGUGUUCACAUACUGACUUGUAAGAAAUAAUAAUAAUAAAAAAGGAAUCUCAUCACUGGACAUUUUCAUGAUGCCGAACUUAUGAGGCUAAACCCUUUCAAGAGUCCACCCAAUGAGCCAAGUCGUCCAUCACUGCAUCGCUGAGUGUCGCACCGUCGUGCAAAUGCUGACGUAGCAACUUGGACGUUGACGGACAUUACUCCAGUCCUCUGUCAGACCGUUCAGUGUUCUUCACCAGUCUUCCAUAUGGCGCAAUAUGCAACAAGAGCGCAGGAUGUUCUCAGAAAGACGCACAGUGCUACAGGUCUUUUUAUUUAUUUAUUUCCUGCGUUGUUUUUUUCACCAUGCUAUUUAUUUAUUUAUUUAUUUAUUGUAUUUAAAGCUAUUUUAGACCACGUCUUUACAAAAAAGAAAAAAAGUAUGCUUACAACGUUACAAAUUAUACAGUUCUUGUGAGUAAUUUUGCAUUUUAAAAAGAAAACGAAGCAGUUGUUUUCCAAUUUAAUGGUAGUUUGACGAGUUGCUUUUUCCUUCGGUCAUUACUGACUUUCGUCUGUAUCUUAUAUUUAUCUCUGGUUGCUGGAAUCUGCGUGUGAGCUUUGCAGCUGAUCUAUUUUGAGCCAACUCUUUUCAUUUCUGUAAUAUCAAAUGAACUAUCAAAGCCAAAAUCUAACAAGCACUUCGUUUCUUUCAUGCUCACUGAGUGGUUGCUGACUCGCUACAUCUUUUUUUGCUUUCGUGCUUCGCCAUUUUAAACCACGUGUCUGCCUCUUCACCUCUGUUGUGUACUCAUCCUCACAGGAAGAUAUGUACAAAGCUGUUUGCCUCACUGUCCGUACACACACAUCCGUCACACCACCUCCACCUUCAUUGACCCAACUCUGGCUAAGAUUGUAAACUAUUCUCCAUCCAUAAGGGUCAGUAGAAUAAGGUGUUAAAAAUGAAAUGUCUGUAUCAUAAUUUAAAUAUAAAAAGUGCACUAUUAUAACUAUUGCCUGUGAUAAAAGAACAAAUAUGAUUGAAGUGAUGGUCAAAAUAAAGAGAGAUUCACAUUAUUGUUAUGGUGACAAUAAUAAACCCUAAAUUCAUA
Molecule: messenger RNA, 5857 nt
Organism: Austrofundulus limnaeus
Lineage: Eukaryota; Metazoa; Chordata; Actinopteri; Cyprinodontiformes; Rivulidae
Gene: brsk1a
Product: BR serine/threonine kinase 1a
Exons: 19
Coding region: 1362-3608 (748 amino acids)
Biological process (GO): protein phosphorylation; intracellular signal transduction
Cellular component (GO): cytoplasm
Molecular function (GO): ATP binding; protein serine/threonine kinase activity
Source: RefSeq, a predicted model, not a curated record